Messenger RNA from Stegastes partitus (bicolor damselfish), 4379 nucleotides. RefSeq names its product adrenomedullin 2a (gene adm2a). Gene Ontology annotation, biological process: regulation of systemic arterial blood pressure; adenylate cyclase-activating G protein-coupled receptor signaling pathway; positive regulation of heart rate. The record is from RefSeq and is a predicted model, not a curated record. Bases 253 to 768 code for a protein of 171 amino acids. Gene Ontology annotation, molecular function: hormone activity. Gene Ontology annotation, cellular component: extracellular region. Lineage: Eukaryota; Metazoa; Chordata; Actinopteri; Pomacentridae. The transcript has 3 exons.
CCACUGGAGGACUUGAUCUUGACCAACACGUCUGGAUUCAUGAGGGAAAAAAAACAACUUACAACUAAAGUCAGGCACGGAGCCCAGAAGGUUUGAUCUCCAAUCUGCCAAUUGGGAUAUCAGCACCAAACUUUUUUUUUUUCAACCAAUUACUGAUUUAUUUCCUUCUCACUGUUGGGAAGUAAACUUGCCCAGUCCGGGAGGUUGCCCCCUCCUUCCCAGAGCGGGUGUAGAGCUGAAGCUGGCCCGGAGAUGCGGUCCUUUCUCCCGCUUACUGUGUAUUGCAUCAGCCUGGUUUCCCUCCAGCAGCUGCUGGCUCUGCCGGCGGAGGAGCGUCCCGACACGAGCAGGUUGGAUCUCCUCAACAAAGUAAUUGACCAGAGAGAGGGUAGUUCCUUAACUUCAGGAAGCCAGACUAACAGCAUUGUCCCAUCUUCAGCCCCCAGCCAAUCCCCAGAAUGGCUGCCGGGUUUUCUGAGACAUGUACCAACAUCAGGAGCAAGAGCAGCCUCUCCUGAUCUGGCAUGGGCACGACCUUCUGAGGCUUUGCAGAUGGAGCACAGGGCCCUAAGAGCUCGCCGUCAUGCCCACUCGGGAUCACGAGGGGGUCACCACUACCCUCACCACGCCCAGCUGAUGAGAGUGGGUUGUGUCCUGGGAACCUGUCAAGUUCAGAACCUCAGCCACCGGCUCUAUCAGCUCAUUGGCCAGAGUGGCAGAGAGGACUCGUCCCCCAUUAACCCUAAGAGCCCCCAUAGUUAUGGAUGAGCUGGUUUCCUUUAAACACCCACAGCAAGUCUAUCUGUAUCUCCCUUUAUUUAUCUCUUAAUGUGUUACUGGUAGUCUUCGCAUUAGUAUUGGAUGUAGACCAUAACUUGAGUUACACUCAUCUUAAAUGACCAUUGCCUCUACUUUUUGUGCAUGAAUGAUGGAUUUGAAGAAUCAGAAUCAAGAUCUUGACUGACUGAGUUCUCCCACAGUUCUGAAAACAUUUUGAAGGACGUUUAAGUCUUUUCGAUCCCCCCGAACACUCAACAGAGGCCAAGAGGCCUUGCACUGACAUUUUAAUCCUGUUAAUGUAAUAACGAAGGCUUGUCUUUAACACCAUCCAGUGGCCUGGUCCUGUCUGCCAACUGACCUCCCCAGCGGUGGUUAUCCAGCGGCUCAUUGAUCAAACCCCUAAGCCCCUAAUGUGGAUUUCAAGCUGCACUCUGAGCCGGAGCCCUGCCAAAACCAAUGUAUUCCCAAAGACCUUGUAAGUGACCCAAUGAACCCUUUUACCUCUCUUUGUGCCCCUCUUUUGGUUGACUUCGGAGCUCAUAUGCAGUUUAACAAGAACAUCCCUCGACUCGUCCACAGGAUCUAAACUGAACUGGGAAUUCAUCACUCAGCAGGACUUUAUGUUUCAAGACCACGAUUUAUAAUUGAAACCAGCCACAGCACUUGAGAUACGCCAGAGCUGAAGAGAUUUUGAGUCUGAACUUCAACAAACAAAGUCACACCAAUAAAGAAAAAGAAGAGGGUCAGAAUCCCAUGCUUUGGAAGGAAUGCAAACAGAAACAGAGUCCCCUAAGGAUCAGUUUCCUUUUUACAUUACAGUGCUCAGUUGGUUGACACAGUCGGCGGCAAAGUGAACCUUGGAGCCAUGGAUCAGCACUCUACUUGCUGGCAUUUUCCCUGCUGGAGGCCAAGUCUGAAAUAUUAGCCUUUUCACGUGAUUUAUAAGUUCCCCCUGCAAGUCAGGACUUUGGGCUGACAGCAGUUUAAUAAACCUGACCUAAUCACUUCAGUCAUAUGUACCGCGGCAGCAGGAGGGGGGCCUGAACCUCCUACAGUCUGCAACACUAAAACAUACAUGAAAAGAACGAAGCAUUCACACAUACGUUACACACACAUGCAGGUUUAAAGUUUGCAGGUAUAAAAACUUUGGUUCACCAAAAUGGCAAAACAAAAAUCCCAUUUUAUCAUAUCUACAGAUAUCUUCUGUAGAUUUUACAGAGUGAUGUGUGCUGUAGAAAGGACACGCUAGUGUUAAAUCUUUACGUUUUUUUGCAGUGUUAUGAGAACCCCAAACUAACCUUGCAUUCUUUUGGUUGAACUGAGCCAAAACACAAUAAAGUAACUUACAUGGGACCAAUUAGGCAAACUGGACUGGGGGAGUUCUGUAAAAGCGAUGCCAGUGUGUGUUUGUUUGUGUGCGUGUGUGUACAAAUUAGUAUAUAUCAGAAUUUUAGAACCAGGUUUUGUGUUCCAAGAGAUGUUUAGGGCAUGAUUUUCUUUCUUUAGAAAAAAAGAAAAAAGAAAAGAAAACAGAAAAAUGUAUUUGGCUUUUGCCUUAAUUUAAUGGGACAGUGUAGAAAGAUAAGGAGCACAGGCAGAAAACAGCCCAGCCAGCCAGGGCUUGAGGCAGGGAUCCUCUGCUCUAGACGUGUUCGUAUUACGUACUAGACAUGUAUCGCACCAGGGAAUGGUCUUCUGUGAUUUCGAAGCACUUUUCUCUUUAUACCAUCCAGGUUGAGGCCAUAAUGACCUUCUACAACUCCGCAAGUCCAACAAUAAUAAGUCAAAUCUGUAAAUAAAAUGCAUUUACCUGUAGAUUUAUUGGGGAACACUACUUUUUCAGAAAAUGUCAGUUGUCCCUUACGUUUUCCAAAAGCAACACUUGACAACAUAUACUGCUGCACUGUUGCUGUUCAUAUGUUUAAUGGGUUUAACUUAGUCCAGAGACGACAGCUAAAAGCUUUACUGUUACAUUGUGGGUUUGUAAUGAGAGACCACAGUGACCAAAAUGUUAGGCGUAACAACACCCAAUUUCAAAUAUGUACACAAAAUAGCGUAGCACCAUCAAAAAACACAUACCCUGACAUUUCCUUUCACUCUAUUUUUGUCCAACUCUGAAAUGGUGGGUGGAUGAUGGACUGAGAAUUACUGAGGUCAAGCUCUUUUUUUUUUUUUUUUUUUUACUAAAAAUUCUACGGGCCUUAAACGUUCCACACAAAAAAACUAUAUAACCCCGCAUUUUUGGUGACAAGCAUCAUUAUAUUACAUAUUAUUUACAUACUUCUACACUUCUAUUCCAAGCCUUUACUAUAUGAUAGGCUGCUCUUAACUUGCAGAGUGUGCUAUUGUAGGAAUGCAGGUCACUUUCAGAUUUUUGUGCAUUAUUAUUUUGUGUUUUUUUGCCUGAUUUCACAACAUGAAAGUUUGGUAUUCCUGCCAGAGCACGAAUUUAGGCUCACUAAAUACCUGAUGAUACUUGACGAAUCAAGUGACUUUACAGUAUGUGAUCUACAUCAUAUAGUAGUUUGUUCUUUUAUAUCUUAAAGAUUUUUUUUUUUGUUUUUUUUUUCUUGGUGUCUUUGUAAGUUUUGUCAUCUGCAAUUUGUUUUUAUAUUUAGUCUUUUUGUUCUGCUCUGUGUGUAAUCAUGGGGGCUGGGAGGUCACAGGGUAAUAUUAAUCAGUGGUUCCUUGGUCUUAAGUCUAAUCUGUUCAAAGGCUUGCUGAGGUGAAACAUGCCAUUCUCUCUGCUGUAAUGGAGCAAAUCAUUGUCUCGUGACAGAUCAUUAAAAGGCUUUCAAACGCUAAAAAACCCUGGUGGAUCUCUCUACUUUGUAAAAAUUCACUAUUUCACACACACACACACACGAUGCAUGUGUGCGUAUGUGUUUGCACUGCUACCCUAUCAGGACGCUUAUCUCCUGUGUUUGAUCGGCGCUCUUGACCAUUGUGCUCCCAGUCUUUCUGUUUUUGUUUUUUUUUUCCUUUUUACGCAGUAUGUUUUUGUGACAUCAGACAUUGCGUCAUGUGGAGGUACAUGACCGCUAAUACCUCCCCACAGAAAACAUUUAGAGCCCCUCACAGCUCCUUAUUGCAAAAACACGUGCAGGAAUGAGUUUAAAAAUGUUUCUGUUAGUUUAGCUAGAUCGCUAUAGGUUUGUUUUUGCUGAUUUGGGAUUCACACGAUCUCCUUUAGUGUCACAGGAAAGCACUUUAUUGCAAGCAUGUGUGUGGAUAGUUUGUCACAACUUGAAUUUGGUUCAUUGUCAUGAACUUGUGAAAGCUGGAUGCGGCUCCUCUUGUAAAUGUUGCUUUUGAGAUUGUCUGCCAAUGUGUUUGAAGAUGUCAGUGCACUCCAUGUGGCGUCAAGAUAAACAUUGUGUGCACCUGUGAAUAUAUAUGUAUAUAUAUAUAUCAAAAAUAUUUAAAGAAAGUUAUGUAUUUAAGUUAUCUUUGUAUGUUCAUAUCUGUAUGUCACCAAAGACUAUUUAUCUCAUCUUUUCCUGCUCUUUUCACACAGUAGGAAAGAAAGUCUUAACUGUAGUUAAAAUGUUAAUGUUUGACAAUGUCCUUCAUUCUGUAAAAUAAAGACCUAUACUGUA